Molecule: messenger RNA, 3114 nt
Organism: Penicillium daleae
Lineage: Eukaryota; Fungi; Ascomycota; Eurotiomycetes; Eurotiales; Aspergillaceae
Product: rRNA-processing protein UTP21
Exons: 5
Coding region: 1-3114 (1037 amino acids)
Biological process (GO): rRNA processing
Cellular component (GO): small-subunit processome; Pwp2p-containing subcomplex of 90S preribosome
Molecular function (GO): protein binding
Source: RefSeq, a predicted model, not a curated record
AUGCCGGCGUUGGCAAGCGAUACGUUCGAUUUGCCUCUGGCAAAGAGGCAAAAGACGGUCAUUGACCAAAAUUCUCCCGGAUCCUCGCGCGGAGGCUCCAAGAUCUUCGCGCCAUAUCGGACCCUAGGACUUGUGUCACCAACAUCGGUUCCCUUUACCUGCGUGCGCCUGGGCAAAUCUACCUUUCAAAUCACCACUUCCGUCGGCCAUUCCCUGCAGACCUACGAUGUGCGCAAAGGCUUGAAUCUCAUCUUCCUGACCCGACCGCAGACUCCCGAGUCCAUCACAGCCACCUAUGCCUGGCAAGAUAAGGUCUUUGCGGCCUGGGGCCACCUCCGGCCUCGGUCGCCCGGUGGCAUCUGGGUUUUCAAGCGUGGGAAACGGGUAGCAUCGUUCGACAGCCCUGGACUCGACGCGCCCAUUGAACGGCUUGCAGUCUUCGGAUCAUGGGUGGUUGGCUGCUGGGCAGGUGGUCUGGAAGUGUGGAAGACGGGCAGCUACGAGCACUACGCGAGCCUGCGACCCCGGCCGAGUCUUGGCGCGUCGGAGGAUCGGGUCUACUCCGGCAUCAUGUGCAACGUGCCCACCUAUCUCAACAAGGUCUUCGUCGGCCGAAACGAUGGAGGAGUCGAUAUUUGGAAUCUACGCAGCGGGAAGCUCCUCCACACGCUCCAGCCACCAUCCGCUUCAUCGCAGACGGGACCUGUGACGGCGAUGCAGCCAACCCCGGCCUUGUCGCUCCUCGCCAUUGCUCACAAGGAUGGCUCCUUGGCGAUUCAGAAUGUCGACUCUGGUCAAUUGGUCUUGUCACUGAGAACCAGCGCCGCUCGAGCAGCCCCGGUGACUUCGAUCUCUUUCCGAACCGAUGGGCUUGGUGCGGGCCAUGAUGGCCGGAUGGCCGGCGUGAUGGCCACGGCCGCCAGUGGAACUGGCGAUAUUACCUUGUGGGAUCUGAACAAGGGUGGUCGUGUGGCGGGCAUUCUUCGAGGUGCUCACCGAGUUUCAAAGACUGAAGCGGCCAUGGGUGUGAAUCGAGUCGAAUUUUUGGAUGGCCAACCCGUGUUGGUCUCAUCCGGGGAUGACAACGCUCUGAAGACAUGGAUCUUUGACGAGACCCCAUUCUCGCCCAUUCCACGGCCGCUGCAUUCCCGGGCUGGGCACUCGGCUGCUGUAAACACCGUCGACUUCCUCCCAGCGUCUUCGGAUGGAUCUGAAUCCGGCGGGAAGUGGCUUCUCAGUGCCAGCAAAGACUGUAGCAUGUGGGGACUUAGUCUUCGAAAGGACAGUCAGAACGCAGAAUUGUCCCAGGGUAACCUGGAGCGCAGGGCCAAGAAGAUGGGGCCAUCGGACCAGUCCAACGCGACCUCAGCCGAGACACUCAAGGCGCCUGAGGUCACCUGCAUCGCAAGCUCGCUCAACCGUGACGGUGGAAUGGGUGUCAGCACCUCGGGCCCAGUUUGGUCCAACCCCAAAUUCGGCAGCACCGAUGCCUCAAAUGCUACCGGCUGGGAGAGCGUCGUCACCGGUCAUCGGGGCGAUAAGCAUGCUCGCACCUGGUUCUGGGGCAAGAAGAAGGCGGGACGCUGGGCGUUUGCGACCAGCGAUGGAACGGAAGUCAAGAGCGUCGCAAUGUCUCAAUGUGGCACAUUUGCAGUUAUCGGAUCGGCCGGGGGUGCAAUCGACAUGUUCAACAUGCAGUCGGGUCUGCAUCGCCAAAGUUUCCCUCCUCCCUUGCCCAAACCCCGUAAACUCAAGGUGCAAAUUGCGGACAACUCGGCCACGAAGCAUACCAAGGCUGUCACGGGUCUCAUGAUUGACAACUUGAAUCGGACGGUGAUCAGCUGCGGUCUAGAUGGCAAGGUCAAGUUCUGGGAUCUUCUCAAAGGCACCUUGAUCGACCAGCUAGACUGGCACCCCAUGGCGGCGAUCACAGGGCUCCGAUUUAGCAAGACUAGUGAAUUGGUCGCUUUUAGCUGUGAUGACCUCUCCAUCCGUGUGGUCGACCUCGAGACCCGGAAGCUUGUUCGUGAGUUCUGGGGUUGUGUCGGCCAGGUCAAUGACUUCAUCUUCUCCAAUGAUGGACGGUGGAUCGUGGCUGCCUCGAUGGAUUCCGUGAUCCGAGUCUGGGAUCUGCCUACAGGGCAUCUCAUCGAUAUCUUCCGAGUAUCGAGUACAUGCGUCUCCUUGGCGAUGUCCUCGACCGGCGAGUUCCUUGCCACGGCCCAUGCUGGAAGCAUUGGAAUCAGCCUCUGGAGCAAUCGCAGUCUGUUCAUGCCCAUCUCCACAAAGAACCUAGAUGAGGAUGCCAUUGAGGACGUCAGUGUGCCUACCUCAUCUGGUGAAAGCGGCGCAGGUCUUGUUGAAGCGGCAUUUGUGGAUGCACCGGAAGUGGACGAGACAGAUGGACCGGUGCUGGCAACUGACCAGCUCCAGAAGGACAUGGUGACUCUGAGUCUGGUUCCCAAGAGCAGAUGGCAGGCACUGCUUCACCUUGACUCUAUUCGGGAACGCAAUCGUCCGAAGGAAGCACCAAAGGCCCCCGAGAAGGCGCCCUUUUUCCUUCCCUCCCUUCUCGGCUCCGGAAGCUCGCAGGCCGCUAAAGACGCUGCCGCGGCCGAUGCAGCGGAGUUGGAAGCUCUCACUCAAAGCGCCGAGGCUGAACGUUCCCGCGUCUCCAAAAUCCAGUCCGGUGCUCUUGGCUCCUCUGAGUCUCCCAUCACGCGGUUGCUGGAGUCUGGACAUCGCUACAGGGCAUUUGACCCGCUGGUUGAGCAUUUGAAGUCUCUGUCACCCGCCCGGGCUGAUCUGGAGAUUCGCUCUCUGGACCCCCGGGUACGCAAUGGCUUUUCGGAGUUGGCGGUCUUUGUCCAGGCUCUCACCGCACGGCUCAAGUUGCGAAGGGAUUUCGAGCUGGUCAACGCCUGGAUGGCCGUGUUCUUGAAGAUCCACGCAGACACGGUGGGGCUUUGCUCCCAUCGAGAUGAGCCUGAGUACCGACUCCUGCGCGAGGCUCUGACCUCCUGGGCUCGCGAGCAACAGCAAGAAGGCGAGCGUUUGGCUAGUCUUGUGGGAUACUGCCGGGGUGUCGCCGGGUUCCUCCGGUCUGCCCGCUAA